Molecule: messenger RNA, 2202 nt
Organism: Heterotrigona itama
Lineage: Eukaryota; Metazoa; Arthropoda; Insecta; Hymenoptera; Apidae
Source: the annotation of a GenBank genome assembly
AAUUGUUUUCUUGGCUUCAGUUGCACCGUGGUUUUGUUCAAUCCACGGAAGAACACCCAGGCUCACGUGUUGAACGCUUGCCGGAAAACGGUGACCUCGCUGGCCCUCGCCGGCGAUGGAAGAUAUUUGGCGACCGGAGAGUGCGGUCACAUGCCGAACGUUCGCGUCUGGGACAUCUCCGACCCGUACAACGCCGUGCAGUUCGCCGAAUUUUCCGGCCACAAGUAUGGCAUCAACUGCGUGGCAUUUUCGCCGAGCAACAAGUACGUGGUGUCCGUGGGCUCUCAGCACGACAUGAUCGUCAACGUCUGGGACUGGAGGAACAACGUUAAAGUAGCGUCGAACAAAGUCUCGAGCAAGGUGAAGGCUGUCUGUUUCGCGGAGAACGGCAACUACUUCGUCACCGUCGGCAACAGGCACGUCAAGUUUUGGUAUCUCGAGUAUUCGCGCAGCGCCAAGUACAAGGAACCUGUGCCUUUGAUGGGUCGAUCCGCCAUAUUAGGAGAGCAGAGGAACAACGAUUUCGUGGACGUAGCCUGCGGCCGAGGCGAAAUGGCCGAUUCCACGUACGCGAUCACCAAAACGGGCCUUUUAUGCGAAUUUAAUAACAGGAGACUCUUGGACAAAUGGGUGGAGCUUCGAACUACCAGUGCCAAUUGCAUGGCCGUGGGGGACAAAUACAUCUUUAUCGGCUGCGCGGAGGGGAUCGUCAGAUGCUUCAGUCCCAGCACGCUUCAAUUUAUCACCACGUUGCCCAGAACGCAUUACCUAGGCGUGGACGUUGCCCAGGGAUUGUCCAUUAGCCACAUGUCUCAGCAUCCAGCGAACGCGAGGUACCCGGACGCGAUUGCUCUGGCGUUCGACGAGCGAAACAACAAGCUCACCUGCGUUUACAACGAUCACAGUAUCUACGUGUGGGACGUGCGAGACAUCAGGCGGGUGGGCAAAUCGCACUCGUUCCUCUAUCACUCGGCGUGCAUCUGGGGCGUGGACAUGUACCCCACGGGGUCGGACUCCAUGGGCAGCAUGCCAGCCGGCAGUUUCAUCACCUGCUCCAGCGACGACACGAUCCGCGUGUGGAACCUGGAGAAAGACAUCACGCCGAACGACACGCCCUACAAGCGAAACAUCUACAGCAACGAGCUGCUCAAGGUCCUCUACAUAGAUCCGGAGCUGACGUACCUGAAGGACGUGGAUCUGGCCGCCGCCGGCUCGACCGAGAAGAGUGACGCUUCGUACGACGGGCGAAACGGGGUCAGAUCGAUCCGAGUGAGCCCGGACGGGAAACACCUGGCGUCCGGCGACCGUUCCGGCAACAUUCGAAUCCACGAUCUCUCCUCGUUGGAGGAGUUGUGCUUGAUCGAGGCGCACGACGCGGAGGUGCUUUGCCUCGAGUACUCCAAGUUCUCCCGGUACUCGACCGAGCCGCCUAGGCUACUGGCCAGUGCGUCCAGGGACAGGCUGAUCCACGUGUUCAGCGUCGAUCAGGGAUACAACUUUCUGCAAACGCUGGACGAUCAUAGCUCUUCCAUUACUGCCGUUAGGUUCUUCAAUCAGAGCAAUCAGAGCAGUCAGAUACAAAUGGUCUCUUGCGGAGCCGAUAAAAGUAUUAUUUUUAGACAGUUGCAAUCGACGCCCGGGGGCAUGCCGCAAUUCGCCAGGGGUCACAACGCUCAGGGAAAGACCACUUUGUACGACAUGGAGGUCGAUUCCGGACAGAAGCACGUGUUGACUGCCUGUCAGGAUAGGAACAUAAGGGUUUACAACGUAGCCACGGGUAAACACAGCAAAACGUUCAAGGGAUCCGUCGGGGAAGACGGAUCGCUCAUCAAAGUCGUUCUAGACGCAUCGGGAAUCUACGUAGCUACCUCCUGCACGGAUAAGACGUUGUGCGUGUACGAUUACUACAGCGGUGAAUGUAUGGCCACGAUGCUCGGCCACUCGGAAUUGGUGACAGGGCUGCGUUUCAGCCCCGACUGUCGCAACCUCGUGUCCGCCAGCGGGGACGGCUGCAUAUUCGUGUGGCGCGUACCACGGGAUAUGGUCGUCACUAUGCAGGCGCGUCUCGCUCAACAAGCGAUGCGAGCUGGAAAGUAAGAAGUUGUAUUUUUUUUUUUUUUUUUAUUUUCAAGGUACAGUAAUUACCAAGGUACCCAUUUAAGCGUCCAGAUACAAAUAUCAGUUUUGUAUUGUUUCACUUUG